AUGAAUAAUGUGGAUAGUAUAGAGCUAACUGCGGGUCAUGAGGCCUCUAAUAAUUUACUUACCACGGAAAUUGGCCAACAGGAUGAUUCAUUCAUCAAUAACCAGGACAUCAUAAAGGACGAGUUCAAAGGGUUUGACAAAUUUACUACUGUCGAUUGCAUAAUCGAUUCCCUAAUGUCAAAUGACUACAAGCUUCAUGAUUUUAAGGCGAAUCGAAACGCUUCUACAUUUAGCAUCGUUAUAGGCAACAUAGUUUCCUCCAGCCGAAGUUGGUUAUGUUUAACAUUAAUCGGUGUUCUUAUUGGAACCAUUGCCGCGGCGUUGACGAUUGUUACUGAAUAUCUCAAUAAUAUCAAGAACGGAUAUUGUUCGACCAAUUUUUACUUGAAUCGGAACUUUUGUUGUUGGGGCGAGGAUUUGGAAUCGUGCGAGCAAUGGGUAAGUUGGACAUCGUUUGAGUUCUUCAAUUACUUGAUGUUUGUGAUUUUAUCGGUGUUGUUGGCAGUCACUGCUGGGAUUUUGGUCAAACGAUACGCUCCAUUUGCUGCUGGUUCAGGAAUUUCGGAGAUCAAAUGUAUUGUUUCGGGAUUUGAAUUGCAAGAUUUCUUGAAUUGGCCAACCCUAUUCAUCAAAGCCAUUGGAUUACCUUUGGCGAUUGCGUCGGGGUUAAGCGUCGGCAAAGAAGGUCCUAGUGUCCAUUAUGCCGUGGCUGCCGGUUAUUGUGUCACCAACACUUUCAAACUUUAUCGAAGUGAUUAUGCUCAUCUUAAGGAAUUUUUGAUUGCUAGCUCGGCUGCGGGGGUGGCGGUAGCUUUCGGAUCACCAAUUGGUGGGGUGCUUUUUUCGGUAGAGGAGAUUGCCAGUAGCUUCAAAUUAUCAACGUUGUGGAAGUCUUAUUUUUGCUCGCUAGUGGCGGUGAGUACCUUGUCAUUCAUCAAUCCUUUUAGAACCGGGCAAUUGGUAAUGUUUGAGGUGGAAUACGAUGAAUCGUGGCAUUUAUUUGAAAUUCCAUUUUUCAUUAUUCUUGGGAUUUUUGGGGGAAUCUAUGGGAUCGUGGUAUCGAAAUAUAAUAUCAAAGUGGUAGCGUUUAGAAAAAAAUAUUUGGGAAACUAUGCCAUUAAAGAAUUAUUUGUCUUGUCCUCGGUCACCGCGUUGUUUUGUUACUUCAACGAAUUUUUGAAAUUGGAUAUGACCGAAUGUAUGGAAAUCUUAUUCCAUGAGUGUGGGGUGGGGUUCGAACAUCGGUUAUGUAACAUUGACGGUCAUAAGCUUAAGAUUUUCUCAUCGUUGCUCUUUGCCACAGGGUUCAGAAUGAUCCUUACUAUUAUUUCUUAUGGGUGUAAAGUGCCUUGCGGGAUUUUUGUGCCUUCAAUGGCGGCAGGGGCCACUUUUGGUAGAGCGGUGGGGAUUGUUGUUGAAAACUUUCGGAAUAGAAACCCUGAUGGUAUCUUAUUCUCCGCUUGUUCAUCGGAUAAACAGUGUAUUACCCCAGGAACUUAUGCGUUUUUGGGUGCUGCGGCCGCGUUAAGUGGGAUCACUGACUUGACGGUUACCGUAGUGGUGAUUAUGUUCGAGUUGACCGGUGCUCUUAGAUAUAUAUUACCAACAAUGAUUGUUGUCGGGGUCACGAAAAUGAUCAAUGAUAAAUGGGGCCAUGGAGCUAUUGCCGAUCAAAUGAUCAAAUUCAAUGGAUUGCCGUUCAUUGAUCCCAAAGAAGAUCACGUAUUCAAUUUGUCGACCUCGCACGCCAUGACCUCAGACGUCUACGUUAUUCCUAGAGAUGGUAUAACAACCACUUUUCAACAACUACAAAAAUUACUAGCCAAGGAAGAGCAUUUCCAAGAUAUUCCUAUCGUCGAGUCUUUGGAAUCUCCGUUUUUGGUUGGGUAUAUUAACAGAAACAAUAUUGAGAAAUUGAUAUCGUCAAUUUUGUUUUCUAGUAAGAUUGAAGCUUCUACAAUCUGUGAUUUUGCCACAGUGACGGAUAAGGUCAGUGAAGAAGGAGGAGAAGAAGAAGAAGAAGAAGGAGGAGGAGGAGGAGGAGGAGGAGGAGGUAUAAUGGUUUCGAAAUUGUAUUUUAACCGUUACAUGAAUCAAGCGCCGAUUACAGUAUCGACUGGUACUCCAUUAGAAGAAACCAUGGAGAUUUUUUUCAGAACCAGUCCGAGAACAAUAUUCGUUGAAGAUAAAGGAUUGUUGAAAGGAAUAAUAACAAAGAAGGAUGUGAUAAAAUUUGAACGAUAUUUGGAAAAAUUAGAAGAACAUGGUUUUGAUUUAAAUGGUAUUAGAAAUGAUCAAGAAUACGCUAACAAUAGUUUGAAGUAUGAUACAGGAUAUCGUGUAUUUAGCAAAUUCAAACAAGUUGAUGAUUUGAUUAUGAAAAAGAUCUUCAAAAAGAACGUUUGA
Saccharomycopsis crataegensis is the source of this 2406-nucleotide messenger RNA. Its product is annotated as chloride channel protein. Bases 1 to 2406 code for a protein of 801 amino acids. Gene Ontology annotation, biological process: transmembrane transport; chloride transport; intracellular iron ion homeostasis. The transcript has a single exon. NCBI's taxonomy places the organism in Eukaryota, Fungi, Ascomycota, Saccharomycetes, Ascoideales, Saccharomycopsidaceae. Gene Ontology annotation, cellular component: endoplasmic reticulum; fungal-type vacuole; early endosome. Gene Ontology annotation, molecular function: voltage-gated chloride channel activity. The record is from RefSeq and is a predicted model, not a curated record.